Molecule: messenger RNA, 2544 nt
Organism: Strongyloides ratti
Lineage: Eukaryota; Metazoa; Nematoda; Chromadorea; Rhabditida; Strongyloididae
Exons: 3
Coding region: 1-2544 (847 amino acids)
Biological process (GO): resolution of meiotic recombination intermediates; double-strand break repair via homologous recombination
Cellular component (GO): nuclear body; RecQ family helicase-topoisomerase III complex
Source: RefSeq, a predicted model, not a curated record
AUGGAAGAGUUAUUGUCAAUUAAAAAUUACUUUAAAUCUAUUAAUAUUUCAUUGACAGAUGAUUUUUUAUUGGCAGUCAAAAAAUUUUACACUGAAAUUAAGGGAGCCGUAAGGUUAAUCCCUUUCAAAGACUUUGUUUUCUAUCAAUGGUUACAUUGUGAUAUAGGAGACACUACUACUCAAAAAUGCUUACCACUUAUUACCUCAACAAAUGGUACUGUAUUGAUAAAUCAAGUAUUUCAAAUUAAUUGGGCCGUAAGAAUAGAUAUUCCAUUAUAUUCUAUAUAUACUGAAUUAUCAGAAACAAAAGCUGAUUUAGCAUGGUUUGAUAAUCGUCAUGAUACUGAUGACAAUUUUAACCCUAACUCCAAGUGUAGUCUUGAUGAAUUUGAAAAAAAUCGAGUUUUACUAAUGGAAUUAAGUGAUGGUAGUAAUAUUAUUCAAGCAAUAGAAAAAGAGCCUAUUUUAAAUUUAAAAACAAUUUUAAAUCCAGGAACAAAAGUUGCUAUAUGUGGAUAUGUUUCUUUUUCCAACAAAAUUUUAUAUAUUAAUAAUAAAUUGGCAAAAAUUCUUGGUGGAAAUGUAGAAGAACAAUAUAAUAGAAAUAAUACAAUGAGUGUAAUUGAACGAAAGUUACAUUUACCACAUAGUCUUAAAGUUAGAAUUAAGCAAAUUCAAAACUGUAAGAAGAAACGUAUUAGUUUACCCGAGUCAUCAGAGGGUUCAAAAAAGAUUAUGGAAGAGUGGCUUAAUAAAUCUAAAAAGCAAAAUCUUAGUGUUUCAAAUGAUUCUGAUUUAUUCCCUUAUCAAGUAGAUUGCCAUAAGGAUGACUUAGAUAGUACAAUAAGUUCAAUUAGUACAGAAAUCUCAUAUGGAUCCGAUAUUGUAAGCAGAGAUCAUGCUUCAACACUGAGUAUAAAAAAAAAGAAUAAAAUUGAUGACUUGUUUCAAUCACCAUCAAACAAAGUUAAAAAGAAUAAAAACAAUGCAUCUGAUAGAAAUUUCUUUGCUUCACCAAAAUUAAAGAAAAUUACUGAAUUUUGCACACCUAUGAAAAAAAAAUUUACAUCGCUUUUUGUGAAGAAGGAAAAAGAAAAGUUUCCUACGUCAAGCGAAAAUAAUAUUUCUAUUUUACGAAGUAACAAAGUAAAUCGUAUAAAUAGUAACGAUGAUAUACGCAAUACUAUCAAUGAUCAAGAUAAAAGUCAUUUGAAGUUUCAAAAGCAGCGUGCUUUCACUUAUUGUAAUAAAGAGAAUAAUAGCUUAGGGUAUACCCCACUUCGUAGAAGUGAUAAAAAAGAAAAAGGAAUAUUAUCCUCAAAAAACCUUUCUCAAGAGGGUAAUAUGGACAACAAAAUAUUUAAUAAAUUGUUCAAUAGUCCAAAGUUUUCUAUCCCAAGAUUCUCUCAAAAUUUUAGUUAUCCAGAUGGGAAAAAUUGUUUGAAGAAUAAAGAAGUAAUUAAGGAAAAGAAAUCAAAAUUAGAUUUUCACUAUGAGUUAGACCCCCAAUCUGUUAGUGGAAAAUCAUCAAAUUCAUCUACUAUUUCACGUUUAUUUUCUACCAAUCAGUUUUCACCACCUUCUUCAAUAAUACCUUCUUUGGGUAAAGUCUUUUCAAAGAUUGAAAAAGAUACACUAUCAAAUACACAGUAUUUAAAACCACAUAUUUAUCAAACACAAGAUAGAUAUUUUGGUAUUAAAGAUGAUAAAGUGUCAAAUAGUAUUAAUUUAAAACUGGAUUCUCGUAAUAUAAAACCAAAAAUUGUUUACAGGAGACAAAGUUUAAAUACUUCUGGAAAUAGAAAUUUAGAUAGUUCCUAUAAUAAAUACAAUUGUGGAGAAUCUAGUCAUAUUUAUGAAGAUAGAAGCAACAGUUGUCUUGAUAUUAAUAUAAUGAACACAUCUAAUGACUCUUUAGAUUUUGAUAUGCAAUCGUUUACAAUGUCUAAUGAUAGAAGUACAAUAUCAUUAACACAAACACCAUUACAUGCCAGAAAGCGUGUCUAUUUAAAUACAAGCAAUAAUUCAGAUGCUUUAUUUUCACCACCAAAUAAAUUUUCAAAACAUAGUAUGACUCAACAAGAAAAACCACAGCAACCUAUUAGAAAUUACUACACAAUAAAUGAAGCAUUGAAUUUAGUUUCCAUGUCAUUUGGUUUUGAAAAAUUAAAUGUUUUAGCAAAAGUUACAAAAGUUGUUAAAGGUUUAUCCAUUCAAAACAAUCAAUGGACAAUGGAAAUAGAAAUAACAGAUGAAAAUAAUGAUGUUUUAGGUUGCCUUAUUCAUGAUAGCUUUAUAUCGUACUGUCUUGGAGAAACAGCACUAGAAAUUUCAAGGGGCUCUAGUAAUAAAUGUACUAAUGAUAAAAUUGAAGAGAAAGCUAUUUUCUUUCUCAAAAAGCUUCAAAAAGGGAAUCUCAUUUUUUCUAUUGAUUUGUUUGCAACACAAAGUAUUAUGCCACUCAUAAGAAAGAUAAGAACUAUAGAGCGAUUUGAACAAGAAAGUUCUCAAAUGUUUUCUCAAUACACAUUUAGCCACAUCUAG